AUGUACAUUUUUUCAGCUUCUUACAAUCAUUACAUAACUAUAUACGCCAGACAUAGACGGACGAAUUAUGAAUACGUUCAUGUUACUGCGUGGGAAGAUAUAUUUGAUGUUGCAUGUGGGUUAUGGACCUUUGGCAAGAAUUGUCCUUCUACUCAAAUUGUUGAUUCCAAUCCAGAUUCAAACAACUUAAGUAUACAAUUCUAUCAACGAAGUAGAAUAGAUAUUAAAGAACCAGAAACUUUCCCAUUGUUCGUUCCUAGUGCUAAUGGAACGUGUACUUGCCAGGCCGGAUGGACGUCUGACGAAAAUCCAGAUGGUCUAUUGGAAGAAGUCGGAAAGACUACGCUGUUUUUAAGCUUAGGUAAAAGAUUAUCAAUUUUGAGAAGCCCUUUUCCAAAACGAAGCACGCUUAGCUUUUUCGUACACGUAUGCGAGCGUGUAAAAUCUAUACAUUCUUUUAAUACUCCACCUGCACCAACUCAGAAAUUAGAAGGUACUUAUAACCCGGCGAAGUACGGUCGAGCGUACUACUUUACUGAGAAUGGAGAGCAAAUAAGAAAAAUGCGAAGUUUUUCCAUGGAUAAAAGGGAAAUAAAAGACACCGCAAAUGAUGACACCCCAGAUGUUAGAUGUCGGAAGGUGUACCCGGACGUGUCAAAAAAAGGGACAACAUAUCUUUUUUUGUGGUUUUGUCCUUAUCAUGGUCACUGUCUUGGGUUUCACAUUAUAACAGGAAGUGAAGGAAGAAAGGACGCACUGGCAUCAUUGUAUACCCAUUUGGAAAAAGGGCCCGAAACCAUUUUUUACGAUUUUGCUUGUGGCUGCGAGUACGCCAAAAAUCGAGAAUCUGGGUAUUUUCAAGACACGCGUUUUUUUCAUGACGUGUUCCACGGAUUCAGCCAUAAAUGCUCUCAAGCCUACAACAGUAGCAGGUUAAGUGGAAUGAACUCACCGAACACAAGUAUCUGUGAACAAUUUAACAGCUUUCUGCAAAGAAUUAAAGCCUCGGCAAAAUUAAUGGGACAAGCGCAUUUUACGUUUUACGUUCAAUUCUUCAUACACCAGUGGAACAUUAAAGUUUUUAAUAGUAGCCGGACUAGAAUGAAGAUUGGUUACUACGGUGCGUUUGAGUAGACACUGACUAAGAAGAUUGUGCAAAACGAUAUAAAGUAACAUUAUCAGGUUACAAAAGUGCUAAGCCUAAAAUCUAUUAUUAAAUAUGGUGCGUGAUUUUAUAUAGAAGCCUGAAUAUUUACAAAAGUAAAAAAUAUCCACGUAUAUUAUAAUACAAUUACUGUACUGGA
Messenger RNA from Hydractinia symbiolongicarpus, 1304 nucleotides. RefSeq lists its product as uncharacterized. The coding region runs from base 1 to 1134 and encodes 377 amino acids. The record is from RefSeq and is a predicted model, not a curated record. The transcript is spliced from 4 exons. Lineage: Eukaryota; Metazoa; Cnidaria; Hydrozoa; Anthoathecata; Hydractiniidae.